Messenger RNA from Hansenula anomala, 1113 nucleotides. RefSeq lists its product as uncharacterized. Gene Ontology annotation, molecular function: pyridoxal phosphate binding; catalytic activity. The transcript has a single exon. Bases 1 to 1113 code for a protein of 370 amino acids. NCBI's taxonomy places the organism in Eukaryota, Fungi, Ascomycota, Saccharomycetes, Phaffomycetales, Wickerhamomycetaceae. Gene Ontology annotation, biological process: biosynthetic process. The record is from RefSeq and is a predicted model, not a curated record.
AUGGUGUUUCAAAAUCCUUUCAAAGUCGAGCAAUACAUGGAUGAGCAUGAAACUAACAUCACUUAUAAUCUGGGGGAAACUUGUUGUCACUCACUUUCAUUAAAAGAUAUUGAGCAAUUAUCAGGGAAUCCACCACCUUUGGAUAAAAUUGAUAGUAUAAGACUGACAUAUGGUGCUAUUAGAGGUACAGAUGACUUGAAAAAUGGUAUUUCCAGCUUAUACGAUAACAUUGGUCUUGAUGAUAUUGUUGUUACAAAUGGUGCGAUUGGUGCCAAUUUCCUAACUAUUUAUAGUUUGAUCGAUUCAACUGAUCAUGUCAUUGUCGUUGACCCAACUUAUGAGCAAUUGAAGUCUGUUCCUACAAUUUUCAAAGGUGAAGUUUCACUGCUACCUUUAAAGAGUGAAGAAGGUUGGAUUCCAUCAGUUGAUACCUUAAAGAGUUUAAUCAAACCAAAUACCAAACUAAUCAUCAUCAAUAACCCAAAUAAUCCAAGUGGACAAUACAUUCAAACUUCAAUUUUGGAGAAGAUUGUUAAUGUUGCUAAAGAAAAUGAUGCUUAUCUCUUGUGUGAUGAAGUUUAUAGACCUUUAUUCCAUGGUGUUUCAAAGCCUAAAUCUAUUGUGGAGCUUUAUGAAAAAGGUAUCUCAACUGGCUCUUGUUCAAAGGCAUUUUCCGCCGCAGGUAUCAGACUAGGAUGGAUAGCAUCAAAAGAUAAAGAUUUCAUAAAUGCUUGUUUUCUAAGAAGAGACUACAACACAAUUUCCAUCUCAAUGAUUGAUGACAUUAUUGGAACUUAUAUUUUGCUAAAUAAAGAUGCAAUCUUGAAAAGAAACCAUGAGCUUUGUGCUCAAAAUAUCAAGAUCAUUGAGGAUUUUGUUCACCGUAAUUCAACAAAGGUCAGUUGGGUCAAGCCAAACUCAGGUGCAACAUGUUUCAUUAAACUUCACACAGUUGAAAACACAUAUGACUUUUGUUCUAAUUUGGCAGUACAACACAGUACAUUGAUUGUCCCUGGUGAAGUCUUUGAUCAUCCAGGAUAUAUCAGGAUUGGUUUUGGUAAUUCAUCAAAAGAAUUGGUUGAGGGAUUGAAGAUCCUUGAGGCUUUGAUUUGA